AUGUACGGCCUGGAGUGCCUCUUCAGAUUCUUCUCGUACGGCCUGGAGAACAAAUUCAAACCCGAGCUGUACCGCGACUUUGAGGGCGUCGUGCUCCGCGAGUUCAAGCAGUACAACGGACUGUACGGACUGGAGAAGCUCUGGGCGUUCCACCACUACUGCGGACUGCCCGCGGACUGCGACCUGGAGGUGGACCCAGACCUGAAGGAGCUGCUGGAGGGGCCCUACAAAACCCUGGACUGCUUCAGGGACGAGCAGCGGCGGCGCGAGGCGGCGGCGGCGGCGGCGGGGCCGCAGAAGGGCCAGAAGGCGCCGCCGGGCGGCGCCGCGCAGCAGCAGCAGCAGCAACAGCAGCAGGAGGCAGGCAACGGGGCAACCCCCAAGGCAGGCUGA
Molecule: messenger RNA, 393 nt
Organism: Monoraphidium neglectum
Lineage: Eukaryota; Viridiplantae; Chlorophyta; Chlorophyceae; Sphaeropleales; Selenastraceae
Exons: 1
Coding region: 1-393 (130 amino acids)
Biological process (GO): mRNA stabilization
Molecular function (GO): RNA cap binding
Source: RefSeq, a predicted model, not a curated record